Molecule: messenger RNA, 504 nt
Organism: Paramuricea clavata
Lineage: Eukaryota; Metazoa; Cnidaria; Anthozoa; Malacalcyonacea; Plexauridae
Source: the annotation of a GenBank genome assembly
AUGGCACGACGAGAUACUACAAAUAUAGCUGAAAUAGUACGAAGAGUUGUGAGUUCAAUAAAUAGUCUUGAUUCAAGUACAACAAAUGCAGCAACUCUUCAAAACAUGGAGACUGUAAGCCGCAAUCCAAGUUCAAGGACACCUGGACAAGAAGUCAACGACGCUUUUCGUCUCCCAAGGACAAGUAGUACAAAUGAAUCACAAGAAACUAUUACCCCUCGAUCGAGAAAUGGGCGAUUCACACCUUAUAGCGGUAGAAAGAAAGAGAAAAAAGCAAAAGAGAAAAAGGUUUCAAGUUCUCAACUAGAUUUUACAUUGAAAGACGUUUGUCUUUUGCCCAGCCCUUCGUGGAAAGAUGUACCAAGACGGGCGAAGAAACAGAAUUUAGUACGCAACAAUCUCUUUGUUGAUGUGUGGUCACUCGAUAAAACAUGGUCGGAGGAACAAUUGAGGAGUGAAAUUUUGAUGUUAUUUAAAGACCACAUAAAGACAGUAAACAAGUAA